Messenger RNA from Haliotis rubra (blacklip abalone), 2043 nucleotides. RefSeq lists its product as uncharacterized. Bases 97 to 1818 code for a protein of 573 amino acids. The transcript is spliced from 5 exons. NCBI's taxonomy places the organism in Eukaryota, Metazoa, Mollusca, Gastropoda, Lepetellida, Haliotidae. The record is from RefSeq and is a predicted model, not a curated record.
AGCGGUGUGCUCCCUAGUCAACGCCCGUGUAUAUCGACUCUGUCCAUACAUCGUCCCGCCGCUCAUGUUGUAGACGAUGGGGAGCUAUGGUGUAAGAUGAUGUUCAUGACAUCCCUGAGUAUUGGAAGUCUGUGGUGUGUACAUUUUCCUGCUGCUUGGCACCGGGUGUCUUUGAAAGAGUUGCAGGAACUGUUUCCCUUCUCGACUGCAAUUGAUGAUAUCCUGCCUUCCGCGUCGCUGGGAAAUGUAUUCAGGAAAUGUGGGGGAUUCCAUUUACAAGAUAACAAAGGUGGAGUUUCGGCGAUUCAGCGAACAGGUUCGAGAUGUGAGCAUGAACUUGAAGAACCGCUUCCGUUCUUCUACCUAUCAGAAGUUGUACAGUUCUGGAAAACCUGGAGGAGGAGGGGGUGGUGCUGGAGGAGCAGGAGGGACGGGGACAGUCUGAACCAGGUGUAUCACAGCCACCUGGCCGCUAGCCUCAAGGCCUUCCAACACAAACAGUGGUUGCCUCUCAAACAUGACGAGUUCGAGCCCACAGUCACCCGAUGCAGGCCCAUCAGUGGAAGGGCCGACAGGCGACCUCCUUCAAGUCGACCAUCAAGCGCUGUGCCAAGGCCCCCUCAGCGGCCGCGUUCUGUGCCACCUGGGGCUUAUCGCCCCUCCAAUGGGCUGAGGACAAGUGAGACCCCUGAUGUAACACCGGGGAAUUUCGAUACCCUAAGCCCCAACGUCCUGGCGGACCUCCUAGGGAAAAGCAGCAUCACGCCGCACAGCUUUGGGGACCGAGUUAAAGAUGAUGAUAUGAGCACCAGUGGGAUAGACAGUCCUAACUCUGAUAACGACGAUUCUUCGUCUGAUUCUGAGCGCGAGCCCGAGCCACCUGUAGACAGCAACAGACCGGUGCCCCAACUACAACUGCGACCAGAAAAGUUGGAUGCCAUCUAUGUGCCCGAGGAUCGGAAGGAUAGACGUAGGUUCGACUUUGACGCCGAGCACGUUGACAUUCCUCCUUACGAGUUUGAAUCGACCUUGCCUGAGCCGUUUGGUCGUUUAGAUCUGAAGGUGAUAGCCCGGCAGAAAUACGACUGGCGUGACAUACUGUCUGUGAGGCCCAAGGCCAAAGUCGUGGAGACCAUUCUUGACCGCUUAAUAGACAUUGAGAAACUUCAAAGUGAAACGGUCGAAUGGGAGACUAAGAGAUUGCGACAGAGGGCCAAACAAAGAGUCCCAAGUGCUAAGCCACGUGACAGACGGUGCUGUAACACCUGCCUUCAGCCUGCAUGUGUUGGAGACUGUCCUGAGAAGGCACUGCAACCAAAUACCUGUACCCUGUGCCGCCAGCAAUUAUGUACCGGAAGUUGUCAUGACAACAGGUACGAGUCCUACACGAGGCAAGUUCAUCAAGAAGAACAGAUAGAAUCAUUUCUCUGUAAUCCAGUGCCCCGUAUAUGCAUUACCUGCCAGAAAAAACAUAAUGCUAAACUCAUAAACGCAAACAACGCAAUCUUAAGACGGCCUAAGUCAGGCAACACAACCUACAGUCGUGGACGUAGUUCCGUCAAACCCCGUGACCUGCGACCUCGCUCUGUAACCGACGUGACUUCUGAAAUCAUCAAAGACAUUGAGAAGCUUGGUGUGGAGCCCGUACAGCCGAAUCGGCCAAAUACGGGCAAGUACUACAGGCCAAGGAGCAGGAACUCACUGCUGCCAGGGAAAUCCUACUUCUCCAACAGAAAGGACUCACUUACUGAACUUGAAAAGGCGAGAAAAAGGAAACUUAGAUCUCUCCGUGUAAAGCGACCUAAAAGUGUCGUUUGAUGUUUACUGUCCUUAGGUCGCACACGUACAUUGUUAUAGUUUGUUUUAACUUAUGCGCUUUAUGUUAAAACUUGAUAUUGCCAAUUUAAAUAAACUGCUUCUUGUCAAUUUCUAAAUAAACAGUAAUUAGUUUACAGAAAAUAUUGUCAGUGUUUAGAUGAUAUACUGUUUAAUAAGCAGAUUCUGAACUUGCCAUUAUACAUACCAAAACAGAUAGUCUAGACU